AUGGAAGUCAAGAUUGGCGAAUCUCACCACGUCGAUGUCAAACUCAAGCAGAAAUUCAGCAUCUGGAGUACGCUUGGUGUGAGCUACUCCGCCACAUCCGCACCGAUUGCCAUUGGAACCUAUCUUUCUGUCGUGGUAGGAGUUGGUGGCAGCCCGGUCUUCUUCUUCGGUUUCAUUCUGUGCAGCAUUUUUGCCAUGAUGAUUUGCCUCGUCCUGGCAGAAAUGUCUGCGGUGUACCCGCAUUCAUCAGGCCAGAUUUUCUGGACCGCCGAACUGGCUCCCAAGAAGUAUGCCCGCGGACUCAGCUACGUUGUCGGCUGGCUUGCCAGCGCUGCCUGUUGCCUCAUUACCUCUCAACUGAUAUGGGCCUUGGUCGCCAUAUGCCAUUCGUCGUUCGUCAUAUUGCCAUGGCAUUACUGGAUUAUAUACCUACUUUGCGCACUAUUCGCUCUCGCCAUCAACUGGCCAUUCUUCAAGAUCUACCCGGCUUUUCUCAAGAUGCUGGUCGUUUUCAUCAAUGUGGGGACAAUCAUCGUCAUGGUUGCUCUUCUGGUGCGGGCACAUCCAAAACAGAGUGCUAAGUAUGUCUUUGUCGACAUCGUCAACUACACUGGCUGGGACUCUAAUGGAGUGGUUUUCUGUCUUGGCUUGCUUCCUGGACUUACCGCGGUCACUGCCUUUGACUCUGCAGCACAUCUCUCGGAAGAGAUGCCUCGACCGGAUCGCCAAGUGCCACAAGUCAUGAUAGGGAACGCAGUGCUCAGCGCCAUCAGUGGUCUGGUCAUGAUACUGGUGUACAUGUUCUGUGUGACAAACACCGAAAAUCUACUCACUCCAGUCGGUGGCGAACCUAUCGCCCAACUUCUUCUGGACUCUUUGGAUUCAAUGGGGUUGACCAUCGUAACCAUGCUGAUAUUCAUCCUGGUCCUGCUGUUCGCCUGUGCCACCCUCAUGACCGCGUUUAGCAGAGUCUGGUGGUCAUUUGCAAGAGAUGGCGGUGUUCCCUUUUCCAAAAACCAGGGAACCGUCAGCAGCCGCUCACGCUUGCCUGUCAACUCUUUGUUGUUCGGUACCGUGGGAGUCGCUUUGAUUGGACUCAUUGAACUUGGAUCUGCCAUUGCGCUCAACGCAAUUCUCGGCGCCGGUACCGCGUUCUUGUUCUUGUCCUAUGGUGUUACCAUACUGGCUGCACUGAUGGGUGGCCGACGCCAGUUGCAAAAGCCGCAUUACAUCAAUCUCGGCCGCCCUGCCGGACUGGUCUUGAGUGUCUUAUCGGUUAUCUGGGUCGCUUUCAUCACUGUUUGGCUGUGUAUGCCUUAUUAUAUGCCGGUCACUGGAGACUACAUGAAUUACACCUCUCCCGUGUUCGCUGCGACCGCAAUGAUUGCGGGAUUGAAUUGGGUGUUUCAUUCACGCAAGAAAUACACGACCCCUGAGCGGGUCAUGGAUCAUGGUGUACUCCUCACUUCGGAGUAA
Molecule: messenger RNA, 1476 nt
Organism: Exophiala viscosa
Lineage: Eukaryota; Fungi; Ascomycota; Eurotiomycetes; Chaetothyriales; Herpotrichiellaceae
Product: putative choline and nitrogen mustard permease
Exons: 3
Coding region: 1-1476 (491 amino acids)
Biological process (GO): transmembrane transport
Cellular component (GO): membrane
Molecular function (GO): transmembrane transporter activity
Source: RefSeq, a predicted model, not a curated record